AUAACCCCCUCCUCUCUCAAGCUUUCACUACUCUCCGUUUUGGAGAUCUGCAUUUCUCUCUCUCUCUCUUCGACUUCACUUCUCUCUGUCUACGCUUUUAGAGAGAGAAAUCUACAUUCGCUCACUCCCUCUCUCAAAUCAACCUUGUCUUUUCUGUUAAAUCCUUCGGUACCUCACAGAUCUCCGCAGCCCCGUCGAUCUCUCAAUGGCCCAACCUCUCGUGAAGAAGGACGACGACCGAGACGACGAAGCGGAGUACUCUCCAUUUCUCGGGAUCGAGAAGGGCGCAGUCCUUCAAGAAGCUAGGGUUUUCAAUGAUCCUCAACUUGAUCCGAGGCGAUGCUCGCAGGUCAUUACGAAGCUUCUGUACCUUCUGAAUCAAGGAGAAACAUUUACAAAGGUUGAAGCUACAGAAGUAUUCUUCGCAACAACAAAGCUUUUUCAAUCAAGAGAUAUUGGAUUGAGGAGAAUGGUUUAUUUGAUGAUAAAGGAGCUCUCUCCCUCUGCUGAUGAGGUUAUUAUUGUCACAAGUUCACUUAUGAAGGACAUGAAUAGCAAGACUGAUAUGUAUCGGGCAAAUGCUAUACGUGUCCUUUGUCGUAUCACGGAUGGAACGCUUCUAACACAAAUCGAGAGAUACUUGAAGCAAGCCAUUGUUGACAAAAAUCCUGUGGUUGCUAGUGCAGCCCUGGUUAGUGGAAUCCAUUUACUCCAGACAAAUCCAGAGAUUGUGAAAAGGUGGAGUAACGAGGUAACGGAAGCUGUUCAAUCAAGGUCAGCACUCGUGCAGUUCCAUGCCCUUGCUCUGCUUCACCAGAUCCGGCAAAAUGACCGAUUAGCUGUAAGCAAGCUAGUUUCCAGCUUAACUAAAGGAACUGUUCGUUCCCCUUUGGCUCAGUGUCUGUUAAUUCGUUACACUAGUCAGGUUAUCAGGGAAUCUAUGAUGAACAACCAGGCUGGGGACCGUCCAUUUUAUGAGUUUCUUGAGAAUUGUCUUCGACACAAAGCUGAUAUGGUUAUUUUUGAGGCAGCUAGAGCAAUCACGGAAUUCAGUGGUGUGACAACUAGAGAACUGACCCCAGCAAUUACUGUUCUACAACUCUUCUUAAGUUCUUCCAAGCCAGUGCUUCGCUUUGCUGCAGUCCGUAUUUUGAACAAGGUGGCAAUGACCCAUCCAAUGGCUGUAACAAAUUGCAAUAUAGAUAUGGAGAGCUUGAUUUCCGAUCAAAAUAGAAGCAUAGCUACUCUAGCCAUCACCACUCUGCUGAAAACUGGCAAUGAGUCAAGUGUAGACCGCUUGAUGAAGCAAAUUACCAAUUUUAUGUCUGACAUUGCUGAUGAAUUUAAGAUUGUUGUAGUGGAAGCCAUCAGAUCUUUGUGUUUGAAAUUCCCACUCAAGUAUAGAUCCCUGAUGAAUUUCUUGAGCAAUAUUUUGAGGGAAGAAGGUGGUUUUGAUUACAAGAAAGCGAUCGUUGAUUCGAUCGUUAUCUUAAUAAGAGACAUCCCAGAUGCAAAAGAAAGUGGGUUGCUUCACCUAUGUGAAUUUAUAGAGGAUUGUGAAUUCACCUAUCUUUCUACACAGAUUCUCCAUUUCCUUGGAAUUGAGGGGCCAAAGACAUCAGAUCCCAGCAAAUAUAUUCGGUACAUUUACAAUCGAGUAAUCCUUGAGAAUGCGACUGUUCGGGCCAGUGCUGUCAGCACAUUAGCUAAGUUUGGUUGCAUAGUUGAUUCCUUGAAACCUCGUAUAUUUGUUUUGUUGAGACGCUGUCUCUUUGACAGUGAUGAUGAGGUUCGUGAUAGGGCUACGCUAUAUCUGAAUAUGCUUGGGGGUGAGGGUGGAGUUGUUGAAGCUGAUCAAGAUGUGAAGGACUUCCUCUUUGGGUCAUUGGAUGUGCCGCUGGUCAACCUUGAGACAAGUUUGAAGAAUUAUGUUCAGGAGCCUUCAGAAGAGCCUUUUGAUAUGGAUUCUGUACCUAAGGAGGUUAAAUCUCAGCCACUUGCUGAGAAGAAAGCCCCUGGUAAAAAGCCAACUGGCUUAGGUGCUGCUCCAGCUGGCCCCACGUCAACUAUUGAUACUUAUGAGAAGAUGCUCUCUUCUAUCCCAGAGUUCUCAAACUUUGGGAAGCUUUUCAAGUCUUCACCACCCGUGGAGCUUACAGAGGCUGAAACAGAAUAUGCAGUCAAUGUUGUUAAGCACAUUUUUGAUAGGCAUGUGGUGUUCCAGUACAACUGCACAAAUACAAUUCCUGAGCAAUUACUGGAAAAUGUUUCCGUGAUAGUGGAUGCCUCUGAAGCGGAGGAAUUUUCUGAAGUAUCAACAAAGCCUUUAAGAUCUCUUCCAUAUGAUUCACCAGGACAGACAUUUGUAGCAUUUGAGAAGCCAGAUGGAGUCCCUGCUGUUGGAAAGUUUUCUAACACGUUGAAGUUUGUUGUAAAAGAGGUUGAUCCAACCACGGGCGACGCUGAGGACGAUGGUGUGGAUGAUGAAUACCAGCUGGAGGACCUUGAGGUUGUUGCAGCGGAUUAUGUAUUAAAAGUCGGGGUCUCUAAUUUCAGGAAUGCUUGGGAAAGCAUGGGCCCAGAUUAUGAGCGGGUGGAUGAAUAUGGUCUUGGUGCAAGGGAAAGCUUGGCAGAAGCCGUCAAUACGGUCAUAGGCCUUCUUGGCAUGCAGCCCUGUGAGGGCACAGAGGUGGUCCCACCAAACUCGAGAUCACACACUUGCUUAUUGUCUGGUGUUUACAUGGGCAACUUAAAGGUUCUCGUUCGGCUGUCGUUCGGCAUUGACGGGCCAAAAGAAGUUGCAAUGAAACUUGCCGUUAGAUCCGAGGAUGAAUCUGUCAGCGAUGCUAUUCAUGAAAUUGUAGCUAGCGGCUAGUUGGAUACUUGGGAGGGUUUUUUUUUUCUUUCAGUCAACUAUACCGUGUUUCCUUCUUUUUUCUUUUGUGAAUGGGAUAGGAAAUUUAUGGGUGCCAAAAGUCCCACCGGCUAUGAGAUGAAUAUGCAUAGCAGUCUUGGCUUGGGAGUUUUGCUUGGUGUGAGGAUAUUCCUCUACUAUGUAGUUCUUAUUUUGUGGAGAGAUUUAUUUGUAGAUUGUUGUACCAAGCAUGCCCGUUUUGUUCCCUGUUCUGCGAAAUGAAUUUUUGAAACACCGUUACCGAUGGUCUUAGAAUCGUUUAUGUUGUGUAUUAUUAUUCAUUGUAAACAUUCUGAACUUCAAAAAUAAAUUCCCCACUCAUUUUUGUGUGA
Molecule: messenger RNA, 3246 nt
Organism: Rhododendron vialii
Lineage: Eukaryota; Viridiplantae; Streptophyta; Magnoliopsida; Ericales; Ericaceae
Product: coatomer subunit gamma-2
Exons: 18
Coding region: 206-2875 (889 amino acids)
Biological process (GO): intra-Golgi vesicle-mediated transport; protein secretion; endoplasmic reticulum to Golgi vesicle-mediated transport
Cellular component (GO): COPI vesicle coat; Golgi membrane; endoplasmic reticulum-Golgi intermediate compartment
Molecular function (GO): structural molecule activity
Source: RefSeq, a predicted model, not a curated record